Messenger RNA from Lucilia sericata (common green bottle fly), 1644 nucleotides. RefSeq names its product potential E3 ubiquitin-protein ligase ariadne-2-like. The record is from RefSeq and is a predicted model, not a curated record. Gene Ontology annotation, cellular component: cytoplasm; ubiquitin ligase complex. Gene Ontology annotation, biological process: ubiquitin-dependent protein catabolic process; positive regulation of proteasomal ubiquitin-dependent protein catabolic process; protein polyubiquitination. Lineage: Eukaryota; Metazoa; Arthropoda; Insecta; Diptera; Calliphoridae. Gene Ontology annotation, molecular function: zinc ion binding; ubiquitin conjugating enzyme binding; ubiquitin protein ligase activity.
AAUAACAAAUAAAUAAAAACCAUGUCAGCCGAUUCGGAUAUGGAAUAUUCGGAUAAUGAUUGCGAAUACGAUGAUUAUUACAAUUCAGGUGAAGAUUGUGAUGUUGAACGUUUAGAUCCGAAAAAAACCGAUCCCGAAUAUUUCGAAUACGAAUGCCUAACAGUGGAAGAAGUUGAAAAAUUGCUCAACGAAUCGGUGGAAAAACUCAAUACAAUACUCCAGAUAACGCCAUCACUUGCCAAAGUUCUACUGCUCGAACAUCAGUGGAUCAAUCAGGUGGUGGUCGAUAAAUAUAGGCAAAAUGCCAAUGCUCUACUCGUAGAGACGCGCAUUAAACCGCCCUGUAAUAAUGUCGAUCCGGCAUUAGAGACAGAAAAUGUAGCCUCAACAAGUGCACAAGCACAAGCGGCAACUGGUACAACAACGAUUGGUACUUUAAGUACGUAUAGUAAAUCACCAACAGCCACGCCCUCACCAAGUAGUAGUAGUGGUGGGAGUGGAGGCGGUGGUAUUGUUGGUGUAAUUGGCAGCUUAACACAACAGUAUCGUAGUCAAAUGUGUCCUGUUUGUGCCACAGUGCAGCUGGGUGAUAAAUUCUAUAGUUUAUCGUGUGCCCAUUCAUUUUGUAAAGACUGUUGGUCCAUGUUUUUUGAUACGCAAAUAUUUCAGGGAAUUUCCACUCAAAUUGGUUGUAUGGCUCAAAUGUGCAAUGUUCGUGUGCCCGAGGAUUUGGUUUUGACUUUAGUAACACGCCCCGUUAUGCGUGAAAAAUACCAACAGUUUGCUUAAGACUAUGUUAAAUCACAUCCCGAGUUACGCUUUUGUCCCGGUCCUAAUUGUCAAAUUAUUGUACGUUCACGUGAAAUAGCACCCAAACGUGUUGUUUGCACUUCCUGCACUACUAGCUUUUGUUUCAAAUGCGGCAUGGACUAUCAUGCACCCACAGAUUGUCAAAUUAUUAGAAAAUGGUUGACCAAAUGCGCCGACGACAGCGAAACGGCCAACUAUAUAAGCGCCAAUACCAAAGACUGUCCCAAGUGUCACAUCUGCAUUGAGAAGAAUGGCGGCUGUAAUCAUAUGCAAUGUUUCAAUUGUAAAUACGAUUUCUGUUGGAUGUGUUUGGGCGAUUGGAAGACUCACGGUUCGGAGUAUUAUGAAUGUUCACGUUAUAAAGAUAAUCCCAAUAUUGCCAAUGAAUCGGUACAUGUUCAGGCCAGAGAGGCUCUAAAGAAAUAUCUACAUUACUAUGAACGUUGGGAGAAUCACUCGAAGUCGUUGCAAUUGGAGCAACAGACAUUGGAUCGUCUGCGUACACGCAUUAACGAUAAGGUUAUGAAGGGACGUGGCACUUGGAUUGAUUGGCAGUAUUUGUUUAAUGCCGCCUCGCUGUUGGCCAAAUGUCGUUAUACCUUGCAGUACACUUAUCCGUAUGCGUAUUUUAUGGACAGUGGUUCACGCAAAGAUCUAUUUGAAUAUCAACAGGCUCAACUAGAAGCUGAAAUAGAAAAUCUCUCCUGGAAGAUUGAACGUGCUGAAACAACGGAUUUAGGUGAUUUAGAAAAUCAAAUGGAUAUUGCUGAAAAACGACGCACUACUUUGCUCAAAGACUUCUUCCCUGUUGAGGGUUAAUUUAAUCAAUUAUAU